Messenger RNA from Toxorhynchites rutilus septentrionalis, 5823 nucleotides. RefSeq lists its product as uncharacterized. NCBI's taxonomy places the organism in Eukaryota, Metazoa, Arthropoda, Insecta, Diptera, Culicidae. The transcript is spliced from 2 exons. Bases 732 to 2954 code for a protein of 740 amino acids. Gene Ontology annotation, molecular function: nucleic acid binding. The record is from RefSeq and is a predicted model, not a curated record. Gene Ontology annotation, biological process: DNA integration.
CACAUUCAUUUGAGCCCAUAGUAAGAACAUGCAACCGAGCCUGGCCCAUUGCACGCGCGCCAGAUUAACGAUGAUGCGCGCGAGAAUUCGCCAGAAAGGAAAACAAGGUAUCACCUUGCAUAAAUACCAAGCCACCGGGAUGAACGCAGACUCAGCAGUCUGUAGUCUUUAUAAUGGGUUCGAUGCUAAAAUAUAAGUUAGUUCUAAGUAUGAUGUUAUAGCGAUAAGUGAAAUCGUGAAUAAAUUUAUUUUUUAUGCUUUCCCGUACGGAAGCUACAUAACUGGCGCAGUCAUAGUGAAGUGGAAGUAAAGUGCAGUAAAGUGCACGACCGAGCAACGUUUAUUGGAAACAUCUGGACUACCGGGAAACCACCGGUGAGGGAAUAUCACCGAUUAGCGUAGCCCAGAAGCGAGGAACUACCAUCGAACCAAAUCAUCAACUUAGAAACUCCAGGAGAUGAUCACCAUCAUCCUCUUGUAAGUAUUUUUUUUUAUUUCUUCCUAAGUGAGUGUUAAAGUGAAAAAAGUAACAUAACUCUCGCAACAAAAAUCAGCUGCCCCGUAAGCAAAAGUAAAGCACGGAGGCAAGCGGCACAAAAUACAACGUUCAGCAAUUUUAAAAGCGAGCGAAACUAACACCCACAAACCGCGAGGUGCAGUGCAGUGUGAGCGAAUAUCAUAGCAGUGUAUUCUUGUGUGUGCAAAUUAUAAGCAAGAUUAUCAUUGGUAAAAUGGAUCAACGCGAAUUUAUGAUUUCACCCGACCUUAUGCCAGCACCAGAGCUGGACGGGAGAAUAAUUAUUGAACAAGAACCUCAGGAGAACCCACAACAAGUCACAGUUGAAAGUUUGUUGGGUCAUAUAAAAACAUUAACGAGCAAUCAAAACGCUUUGAUUGACGAACUCCAUAGAUUGCGAUCGAAAUCAGAAGAUCCCUUCUUACAGUUCCGAACACCAGACCCGAUUAAAAAUCUGGCCACUUUUGCGGGUAACAAAAAAGAAACACAUGCUUGGUUAGAAGAUGCGGAGAAUACACUCGCACUCUUCCAGUCAUACAAAAAUGAACCCAUUUACAGCCAAUUAGUGAGAGCUGUUAAAAAUAAAAUUAUUGGCGAUGUCAAAGAAAUAUUAAUAGCGGCUGGCAACCCAAAUCAGUGGGAACAAAUCAAAGAAAUAAUCCUAAAUUCUUAUGGGGACAGAUUAGAUCUUACAUCUCAUAUUCAAUCCCUUUUCUAUGUUAACCAGGGAAAGAAGACUCUAACUGAGUUUUACAACCAAGUUAAGAAAAUUGAUACGUCAAUUAAGGCGACAGCAGCUUUGAUGGACGACUACAAAUCAUCCACUAAAGCUAUAAAUAGUUUAAUAAGUCUUAUGGCUUUAACAAGAUUCAUCGACGGGCUAAACGACGAGCUAUCAAUGCACGUUAGGAGUUAUAGACCGCAAUCCCUUGAGGACGCUUACUCCAUAACUAUGCAAUAUUCUAAUGCAGCAUAUAGACAAAGACUCAACAAACAAACAAUAGAUCAAAAGACGACCAAAGCAAACAACUUUAAACCAUCCGAUAGCACCAACAAAAAUUCCAACUUGAACCUCAACCCGUUCAAUCAAAAACCAAACAAUUUUAACAACGGUGGAUCUUCGAAUACGAAACCAUCCUAUCCUAUUGCAAAGUCAAAUGGGUCCGGUAGAUUUAAGAAUAGAGAGCCGCUACCAGACGACGAUGUUUCCAUGAGAACAGCAAAAUCUCGGACGGAGGUUAACAACCACGAAACUGGGCAAAGACAAAAAAGGGACGACGGCAAAAAUUGUGGGGAUGAACACGACACCUCCCAACAGCUCGAAGAGUCAAUCUUAAACUCGGAGGACGACGAUUAUUUUGUCGACGAGGAGCUAAAUUUUCACGUGGUAGAACAAGCACAAGGAAUAAAACCAGCAGAAAUAAACUCCAAUGACAUACAGGAAAAUCAAGACGAACCCGACACCGACGGCAUGACAGUACAUUUAGCAGACACCAGCAACGAUCAUUAUAUUUGGACAACAGAAAGACCAACAAAUUCAUUCAAAAACCAGAUCAUAUUUAAAAUUUCUCCUACAGACAUAGAAGCUCACGAACAAAUCUUCACAAAAUACCACAGAUUUAUAAUCUCAAAACCAAACUACACAGAACAAGACAUAGUAACUAUUUUUAAAGAAAAACUUAAUCCAAACGGUAUAAAUUGCAUCUAUUGCCCUUUAAUGCUAACACAAUUAAUUCAGGAAACAUAUCGCAAACAUUUUUCUCAUAACAAAAUCUUCAAGCUCCAGGACAUAAGGCUACCAGAGGAACAGGACGAAAUCGUGCGCAAAACUCACGACUAUGCCCAUAGAGGGAUCAAAGAGAAUAAAGCUCAAAUCCUGUUAGAAUUUUUCUUCCCCGAAAUUGAUAAAAAAUUGAAAGUUUAUAUAAAUAACUGUCCUACUUGCAAAAAAUGUAAGUACGACAGAAAACCUCCGAAAUUGGUUCAAAAAACUAACCCCGCAGAAAAUACAUUUGAAAGGAUUCAUAUGGAUAUAUUUUUUAUGAGUGGAAGAAAAAUGCUAACUAUAGUAGACGCUUUUUCCAAAUUUGCAAACGUGAUCGCUCUUGAAACAAGGACUAUCGUAGACCUUAAAAGGGCAAUCACAGAGCACAUCAGAAUUUUCGGCAAACCAAAAUCGAUAACUUGCGAUCAAGAACCAAGCUUGACAUCGCUCGCCUUCAUUGGAUUCAUGCAGGAUUUGGAUAUUGAAAUUCAUUUUGCGAGUUCAAGUAACUCAAACGGAAUAGUGGAACGAUUCCACUCUACACUCAUUGAACUAUAUAGAACUUUAAAUUCGAAAUACAAAGACAUGGAAUUCUUCGACAAAAUUAACAUUCUUGUGGAUAUUUAUAAUAACACAAUUCACUCAGCGACCGGCCAAAGCCAAAGCAAGUAGUCUUUAACCACCAUAAUGAAACAAGCGCGGAAGAAAUUUUUCAAAAUUACAGUAAAAUUCAGUCUGCCAUUAAGGUUCUAAUGGAAAAACGCAGAAAGCAAAUAGAAAAUGAAAACAAGGUAAAAACCUUGCCAAAAACUUUAGAACCAGGAGAAAAUGUAUACGUAAAAGUUAAUCAGAGAAUAACAAAGGACAAAGACCCAUUCAAGGUUUCAAAAGUCGUGGACGAUAACGAAUUAACAUUUAAAGAUACUUACGGAGUAAAAAUUCAUAAAAAUAGGAUCAAAAAAUGAUUUUUUUUUCUUUUUCUUUUCGGUCUGUUUCAGGAUCAUUCCACUUACUUCAGCGACAUUUUACCACGACGUAUCGACAAAUAACGGACUUUUGACCUUAAAAUUAGACUCGGUUAAGAUAAAAUUAGGAUACGACCGUAUAAUACAUAAAAUUAACCUAGAUGAAAUAGGACAAAAUAUAAACUAUAUCGAAAAAUUAGCAAAUAACCUUAAUGUAACGGAUCACUUACAACAAACAAUCCAGUUUAAAAUUAAAAAGGCUUAUGAAAAGUUGACAGGAUUUUACCCAAAACGUGCAAAAAGAGGACUUAUUAAUGCUUUAGGAAACGUGAUAAAAUUUAUAGCAGGCAACCCCGACCAGGAAGACCUCGACUUAAUCAAUCAAAAUUUAGAGAUGCUUGAAACUAAUAGCAACAAAAUCAUAGAUAAUCAAAUAAAACAAGUAAAAAUCAACAAUGUACUUCAAGCUACUAUUAAUAAAGUCUCAAAAACCAUAAGAUCAAUUAAGGAACAUGUAAAAUCUCAAGACACGAUAAUUAGAAAAGACUUGGAACUCAUAAAUCUUAUUUUGAAUACUGAUAUCCUGAUAAAAACCUUAGAAGACCUCGAAGAACAGAUUGCCUUUUCAAAAUCUAAUAGCUUGAACAAAAACAUUCUCAGUAUGGCUGAAAAAGAUUAUAUUUUGAAAUUUUUAGAAAGCCAACAUAUUGCUAUUAAAUUUGAAGAUGAAAUUUAUAAAUUCGUAAGAUCAGUUGUAUCGCUACAAAAUAAUCACAUAAUCAUUAUAGUCAAACUCCCCAUCAUUGAACCGAACGAGUACUCAUUGAUGCAGUUAGAACCUGUCAACGUGAAUGGAACCAGAAUCGACACGAACAUCCACUAUGUGGCCAAGUAUCAGCAGUCAUUAUACGAGCAGAGUGAGAGGUGUUUCAUUUGCGACAAUAACUUGCCAGUGAACGACGGUUGCAUCUCCAAUAUCCUGACAAAUCAAAAAGCCAAGUGUCCGAUGCAUAAACAACCAGAACGUCCAAUAAUCAAGGAAAUCAGUGUCGGAACAAUUCUCAUCGACACAAAUAAAGCAGUCUACAUUUUAGACUCAUGUGGAGAAUCACAAAUCAUUUCCGCUCCAACUAUUAUUGAUACAGGUAACUGCACAGUUACAGUGCAGAAUGUAACCUUCAGAAGCAACUCUAAAACUAUAAAUAAAUCUGAAUAUCUCACACCCAUAUUUGGAAAAGAGAUAGAAACCAUUAAACAAAAACCAGACAUCGAAGAAAUACACCAGAUGAAUAUCGAAAAUUUGGAGGAAAUUCAGAGACUUAAGCUUCACAUGAUCAGCUCUCAAACGCUCGGAGGACUAGCGAUAGCCUCUACCAUCCUGUCAAUAGUAAUCAUCUUAUGCAUUCGCAGAUACAAAUCCCAAACUAGAAGUCAACCCCAACAGGAUAAAAAAGAGGACAUCGUCACCUCACAAAUUACCAACAAGAAGUUCGACAUCAGCUCCCCGGAAAACAAUCAGAAAGGAACAGUAACCGAUAUCCUGAAGGACGAGCCAACCUGCCUAACGAAAUCCUUCCUUCCGGCACCCAGAUUUGUCCUUACCAAGGGAUCCAGAAAAUCAACCGAGGACGCUUGACUCUUAGGGGGGAGACGUUAUGAAAAGUCCCUCCCACACAUUCAUUUGAGCCCAUAGUAAAAACAUGCAACCGAGCCUGGCCCAUUGCACGCGCGCCAGAUUAACGAUGAUGCGCGCGAGAAUUCGCCAGAAAGGAAAACAAGGUAUCACCUUGCAUAAAUACCAAGCCACCGGGAUGAACGCAGACUCAGCAGUCUGUAGUCUUUAUAAUGGGUUCGAUGCUAAAAUAUAAGUUAGUUCUAAGUAUGAUGUUAUAGCGAUAAGUGAAAUCGUGAAUAAAUUUAUUUUUUAUGCUUUCCCGUACGGAAGCUACAUAACUGACAUAUGCUUAUCCGGCAUGGAAGGAUUGUGCCAGAACACACAAAAGAAUGUUGCAAAUUAUUCAGAACAAAUGUUUAAAAUUGAUAUACGACCUCCCAUACUGGUUUGGUACUGAAAAUUUAAUUUAAAAAUUUUAAAUUUUUUCAAAAUUUCUUGAGGAAAUGUGUAGCAUCCGACCAUGAGCUCAUUCGUGAGCUUUAUGAUUAAUUAUUGUUGUGUUUGUCUUUAGUUCGUAAGUCAGUUAAAUUUUUUUUUUUUUUUUGCUCAAUAGUUUAGGGUUUUUUGUUAAUUCGUUUUUCCCUUAGAAAAUUUUCAUUGUAUUAUAUGAUUCAUAAAUUGCUUCGACUUUAUUAGUAUCAAUUGUUUGUUGUAUAGCUGUAGCUGGUCUCAAAACAAGAAAAAUCAUUGUGUAAACUCUGUAAAAACCACAAUUACUGAAAUAAACAUUGAUUGAUUGAUUGAUUGAUUGAUGUGAUGCAAAAGAAGACAAAACUUAAAACUAAGAAAGAACGCACAAAUGCUAAGAAAAAUGCAAAUUCCAAAUGGCUUGUUGGCAAAUUUGAAUCUUGACCUCAGUGACAAGGAAACUCGAUCUAAUGGGAGCAGUAGUAAUGGCACG